Molecule: messenger RNA, 7898 nt
Organism: Struthio camelus australis
Lineage: Eukaryota; Metazoa; Chordata; Aves; Struthioniformes; Struthionidae
Source: RefSeq, a predicted model, not a curated record
AUGGGUGUCUGCGUUACAAAAGAAAAUGGUCUGAGAGUAACUGUGUUAUUAACAUCAUCCCUGAUGGUAUUGGGAGCUGGCCUAAGAUGUGUUCCAGUUUCUGACCUAGAAAUAAGGAAGAAACUGAUUCACGGAGGACAGCUGUUAAACGGCUUGGCAGGGCCAACGGUGAUGAACGCCGCGCCGUUUCUUUCCACUACGUGGUUUUCUCCAGAUGAACGUGCCACGGCAACGGCCAUUGCGUCGCUGCUCAAUUACCUGGGUGCUGCCGGUGCGUUUUUGGUGGGACCUCUCGUCGUACCAUCUCCUAACGGAACAUCGCACCUCCUCCUUGUGUCGGGAAGCAACACUGAACACAUCAAGGACCGCAUUGAGGCUGUACUGUAUGCAGAAUUUGGAAUGGUUUCCUUGAUAUUUUCUGCAGCGUUGGCCUACUUCCCCUCACGCCCUCCAUUCCCUCCCAGCGUGGCUGCAGCUAGUCAACGGCUUAGCUACAGGAGAAGUUUUUGUAGACUCUUAAGCAAUUUCCGAUUCUUGAUGAUUGCUUUAGCUUAUGCUAUACCGUUGGGUGUUUUCUCUGGCUGGUCUGGUGUUCUGGAUUUGAUAUUAACACCAGUGCAUGUAAGCCAAGUAGAUGCAGGCUGGAUUGGAUUUUGGUCCAUAGUUGGAGGUUGCGUUGUUGGCAUAGCAAUGGCAAGAUUUGCGGAUUUUAUCAGGGGCAUGCUGAAAUUUAUACUGCUGCUGCUUUUAUCUGGAGCAACAUUAGCAUCAACCUGGUUCACGCUCACCUGUCUAAAUAGUGUCACUCAUCUGCCUUUAACCACAGCUACACUGUACACAUCCUGUAUUUUGCUGGGUAUAUUCCUGAACAGUAGCGUACCAAUAUUCUUUGAGCUCUUUGUGGAAACGGUCUACCCUGUUCCAGAAGGAAUUACCUGCGGAGUCGUUACCUUUUUGAGUAACAUAUUUAUGGGAGUGCUUUUGUUUUUCCUCACGUUUUACCAUACAGAGUUUUCCUGGUUCAACUGGUGCCUCCCAGGGUCGUGUUUGCUCAGUCUGCUCCUCAUUCUGUGCUUCCGGGAAUCCUACGACAGACUCUAUCUCGAUGUGGUUGUCUCUGUUUGAUAACACAGAACUGGUGAAGGUUUAGAAGAGACCCAAAGUCGGUUUUACAGUCUGCACAUCUGCCUGGAUUUGCACAGCACAGUAGAGGAAAAACAAAGAAAUUACAAGACUUAAGAGUGGCUUUAUUAGCAAGAACAAAGGAAAGGUGUUUUUUUUUUAUGUUCAAGAUCACCUUGAUUUGCGUUCAUUACAGGCAGAUAAAUGUGGAACUUGAGUGGCGAUGAAGAUACCUGAAAUGCACAAAUAGAAUAUAGCUGAUAUACAAGUUCUAAUGUCAGAACUUGGAUCCUUUAUUUAAAAGGCUAUUCAUGUAGCAGUGAAAUGUACAAUUUUUGUGUAUGUAUGUGAGUGUGCGCCAACUCAAGGUUGUAUUAGGUGUCUGUACACACCGAGGUACCAGUAACCUUUGAGUCUUCUAUCAGAAUAGGAAUAGUGAACAAUCUUUAACAAAAGAAAAGAAAAAGUCUUUUAAAAAAAAAAAUCUGUGUUUUAAAUUACUAGUCCUUUAUAUAACGAAUGUCCAUUAAAUAGUUAAGCUAAAAUAAUUUGGUGCUUGUACACUACAUUUACAUUCUAAUAAAGUUAUUUCUGAUAUAAGACACUGGUACCAGGGUUUUUAGCCAUGCUAAAUAUCCCAAACAAUCCUUGCAGUGUUGGUAGAGGUGUUUAAUUAUCACCCUGGAGCACGUAUGUGGUGAAUGAUAGCUUUAGCUGCCACUAAAACCUGACUCGCCCAGAUAGUAAGCAACCUCUGAAAUACCACCAUGGUUCUGCGUGUCCUGAGCAGAAGCCAUCUGUAGUAUCUCAGAAGUUGACUGCAGAGUCACGGUUGGUAAACGUUACUGUUUUAAAGGCCACCACUGUGUUACCCUUUCAUCCCCCAUCUCCAGUGCUACCUUUUUUUUUUUUUUUUUUUUUUUUGCCGUGAAGACCUGUUUAUGCCACUAAAUACUGUUGGUGUGGAUGUUUGAAUCCUGCUACUUCUCUUCUGAUACUCCAAGGUAUGCAUGUUUUUAGGAUUAGUUUACAACUGAGGGUGCCUAAACAAUAUAGUUUGUUAAUCCAAGUCUUGAAAAUCAGUUUUCUGAAAAAUUUUUCUAGUUAAUGAGGUGCCCCAGUGGCGAAAUGACAAUGAGUUUGACAGUGAGAAAUGACUUACUAGCUUUGGCAUAACAUGGGAAAUAUAAUGCCAACUCUUUUUAUCAGUACUAAUUUGUGGUCGUUCUCGCCCUUACUUGAACAUAAAUAUUGAAUACACUUUGAAUAGUUUUUAAUUCAAUUUUAAACCUGCUAAUAAUUUCUUAAUUAUAUUCUUAUAUUUCAGUUCGGCGUCAUUCACGGUAUUUCCAUUUGUGUGUUCUGUGCUUUGUGUUAAGACUUGUGUGUGUGCAUAUUUAUAUCUAUGUAUUCACAAAUAAAACUUAUAUAUAUUCUAUAUAUAUAAGUUAUAUAAGGGUAUGUGAUUACAUAGGUUUAUUUUAAGUAGUCAUGACUCUGGGUGGUGGUAUGCCACUGGUUGUAGCUAAACAAGUCACUGCUGUGAAUGAAGUUGAAUGCAUACACUGUCAGUGACAUGUUUUGUUGGUUUCUUCUCUUUUUCCAUGGGGUGAAUGCUUUCCUAACGUAGCUAUUUUAUAGCAAGAAAUGCAUGCACUUGUUUGAGGACGUUGGUUUGCGGUGAGCUGCUUCAGUAGAAGUUUGAAUCAAACACCCUUUGCUCCUAUGAGGGGCUCUUCUCUGCCACUUCUGAGUGACACGGUCUUUGUAAACUCGCUCCAAUAAACCUGGGCUGAGCGCCACCUUUCAGACGCGUAUCUAUUCGUUCUAUCUUCUCUCCUUUUGCAGAGAGAGUAUGUCGUAACUAUCUUCAACUCAGGAGUGUGCAGUAAAAUAAAAUAAGCUGUUCCGUGGCAUCUACUUUUAUGUUUUCAGAAGAAUGGCUGUAUUUGCUACAGUCAGGAACAGGAAAUUGGCUUAGCUUAUUGCCUGUAUCAGCCCCUAAAAGAUCUUUUCUCUCUUGAAACGGGCUCUUUGUAGACAAUAGAACUAACUUAUGUUGAGAUAACUAAAUCGAUCUAACCAGCACAUUCAAAAGUGCUGGCAUCAUCCUUUUAUCGUUUUUCAGAUGAAUGGUAUUAACUGUCCAACUUCUUUUUACUAUGCUUUAGUGUCUGGAAGAGUUUCAGUAUCCAGUAGCGGCUCCUACCUAUUAUCUUCUGCAAACCAGAACGGCUUGCCAAGGGUUUGAUUGGAGUGACAUUGUCAUGGCAGGACUGCAAACUUGGAUGGCUCUUCGGAGCUCUACUUCUGCAAUUUACUGUAGCUAUAUUAAGAUUAAAAUUGCGCAGCUCAGGCACUGUCCUGAGUGACAGAGAUUUCCGAUCCUUUCACUGUCCUGAGUAUUUUAAGAUGGAGAAGCACUUGAGGCCAUAUUCAGACUAUCACCUCCUGUUCCUUGUGCCAGAGAGCAGGGAGCAAUUCAAAAUAUUUGUUAGGGCUGCCACAUCCAGCCUCUCCUAGAGGGGCGAGCGUCUUUUUAGACCCCCUUAGUUGCUCAGUGCGAAUUGCUCGCUGCUCUCCUGAGCUUAGAUGCUUUGAUAGGAGUUUCUGUGCCUGGGGCACUGUGCUGCAUGGUCUGAUUAUGGCACUCAGUGCCUGUACACCCAAAUGCCAAGAGCUGAGAAGUACUCUGCAGUCUGGCCUCAGCCUGAAUUUCCAGGAAGUCUGAUAGAAACCAGCCUGUGUAAAAACCAAGGGAUUGCUCCCAAAUUGCUUGAAGUUCUGCAGCAGUAGGGCACUGCUGUAUUCCACAUGUGCAGUUUUGGGUCUUGAAGAUUUUAUCAAAUUAUCAAGUCUUGACUGGGCACAGGAGGUAGGCAGUGCAAAUGUACUUUCUGAGAUCUCCAAAAUAGCUGAUCUACAUCUUGCAGCAGCAGCAUUUUUCUUUGGAGGAGCAGUGCAUUUCAUGUCAGUACCCUAGCUGAAGCCCAUGGGAAUAUUGCUUGAACAAGAGUUAUCAAAUUGGUCCGCCCUUGUUCUGUUUUACCACGGCUAAGAGCUUUCAGGAGAAUCACACUUUAUUGAAAGUGAGAGUUUAAGACCAGAAGGAGAGCUCUAAGCAGUGCUAAGGCACUGUGACCCUAAAUUGCUUUUCAUCUGGACACCCAGAAUAACAAUUUUUCCAAGCGCUGCUAGAAUAUGUCCCUAGAAUAUGAGUGAUUGUGCUGUGUUUUUUGAAAAUGCAAGGAAAGGUGCUCUAUAGUGACUACGCUCUCUUUAAUAGUUGCUCAUUUUAAGUGGUUUUAUUCUGGGCUGCUCCUCAGGUUUCUGCUUGGCUCAGUAAUAACUGCAUUCAUCUCCCAGUUCGAUGGCUCUUUCUUCUCGCUAGCUCUUGAGCUGUGUUAACUUUCAUGCUGCUAAUGAGGAAGCUAAGGUUUAGAAGAGCUAGGCUCCGCUUAGGACUGUUUACUGUAUCUCUUCGCUGCUUUUAACCAUUAAUUUCCCACAGUGGUCUUCCGCUCCCUUCAUUCAGUGUGUGUGCAGGUACUGUGGAGAAGGACUUUUGAGUUCCCAAGUAGUUCAGUUUUAGAUGGGCCAAACAUCUAUUGAAUAAGCAUAAAAGUAAUGAUUUUUAGAAAAUCAUGCAAGCAGGAGGAAGGUGCAGAUGUAAAGGUUUUCACAUAUUCUUUGUACCAUGUAUGUGGCCAGAUAAUCUGUUAUAAGAACAGUAUAAUUUGUCUGAAAUUUAUAAAUUUGGCUCCUACACCCAUGGAAGCCAAACUGGUAUGUACCGUGCACUGUAUAUUCAGGUUUGCAGCGUGGCUGAGGUAUUGCAAACUAUCCGACAGCUCUAAAACGAGCAGGAGUGGGAUGUCUUCGGUCUUUGAGUGAUUUGGAAAAUGCCAGGCUGCAUCUGGGUUGGCAUUCAUAACUUCAUGGAGCGAUAGGCUGAUGGAUCAAAUAAGGGAAGGAGAGGUUUCUAUGGGGCGUUUAAACCCUGAAAUACUGGGUCGAGUUGAUCAAAUCUGUCUAAAACUUGAAGUUGUUUGAUGACAGACAUGUAAAGGUUUGGCUUUUUCUACAGUAACGUUAAUUAAACAUAGCAAAUGAGUGCAUAGCCUUACGUUUUAAAAAAAUUAAAAAGACAUUGAUUGAUUCAUAUGCACAUGUUGGCUGCUAUUAGAAAGGAAAACGCUGUGCAGUGUGUGAGGUUUGACUAAAAUAUGAAUGGGGAUUAUACAAUUUACCCAGUGGAUUUAAUUGUCCCGUAAUGCUAUGACAGCAGGGGUUUCUUAAUUGUUAUUCAUUUCUUAUAUUGGGUCACUUGAAAAUGUGAAUUAGUGUUUGUGGCAAAGAUUUUGCAGGGGGUUUUUUAUGUUUCAUUAGGGAUUUUUUUUUUUUUGACUGUAAGUAUAGAUCAUUGUAAUAAUUUGGCAAGAUAACUGCUACACUUGUAUGAAUCUGUAUCUUGGUAUUUGGUAUCAGUUUGUAUUCAAUAUCAGUAUCACUAUUCUCAGUGUUGUUAAGUGCCAAGCUUUGAGAGUAGCGGAUAUGAUGUGUGUGAGAGAGACUAGGAGGGCAUGAAGGAGGGUAAGGAGAUAGCAGAAGUCACCGUCACGCAAUCGCGUAGGGUUAAAAGCUGUCCCCCACUAAGGUGGACAGGAAUUUCUGUGUGACCUGCUGUGGCUCUAGGACGUGGAUCGCAGAGUCAAGGCUGUGGAGGAGGAGGUGGUGGGCAGGUGACGAAAAUAAAGAAAAAAAAAUUUGCUUCCUUCUGCUGAGUUUUCAGGCUUACUCCUUGGUGCAUGUGUGUGUGAGAGAGAGAGCAAAAGUAUCAACAUACAAUUCAUUCAUUUCUCUGCAGUUAUUACUGAUAAGACGUUGCUUGUAGGCGGUGUAGCAGUAUCUGUCUUGCUCCAUCGCGGAGUUUAAUUUCAGACGGCCUAGGCCAAUUUCAGUGGAGGCAGCAGCCACAGUAACAUCGGAAGAUGAUGUCAAUCUGCUUAUAAUUUUUACAGUUUAUGCUUCCAGACGGAUGAAACGGUAAUAAAUAGAGGAGCAAAUCUGUCUCUGUCCAGAGUUUUGACAAGCAGAAGCAAAGGCUUGCACGCAGAUGCACUGGCUCUGGCUUUUCACUCAGGAUCGCGGUACGUCCCGAGCGGAGCGGCUCCCGCAGGCUGCGAUCCCCGGCCGCUCGGCCGACGAGCCCCCGGGCAGGUCCCCGCAAACCCAGCACUGCGGUGGCCUGCUUAGUAACGACAAGUGGUCUCGCAGGAAGUGUUUGCGGCAGGACUGAGGGGAGAAGAGAGCAGUGCAGAGGAGGAGGUGGAAAGGACUGCAGCGAGGAUCUCCAUGAGACAUUAUGUUCUUGGGUGUUUGGGUUAGGUGUUUUCUGUGGCUAUUUUAAGGGGAUCUCAUCUUCAGGGAUACCUCCUCCCUCUGCCCAUCUGUGAAACAUCUCGUCUCAGGCCACUCAAAAUCCAGGCUCCUAAAGUUAAAUCCCUUUUGGAAGUUUUGGCUUUCUGUUUUCUUAAGCUAGGCCUGCACCUUAUUCCCAACUCCAGUGUUUGGAUGAGCAUUUCACCCUCCCCUCCUGCCCCAGUGACGUGGUCUCCUGGCACUUCAGGAAAUACAUUGCUGAGCUUGUGGGUUAAUUGCUGAUGAGUCCUUGAGGUGUUUGUUUAUUUGGCACAGUCUGACCUAGUAGACCAUCUAGGAGAGCGGGUGGAAAUUGUCUAUCUUCCUGGUGUCUUCCAGCUGCUUUUUCUCAAAUACCUUCUUUAUGCUGCUUUUGUGGUUAGCACAAGGUGAAUGAAGAGUGUUUUGUACUGUCUUAGAUGGCUUAAAAUCCUUCCUGAUGUGCACAGCACAUGCAAACUUUCUUGAGGAUGAGAUUCUUAACUUUGUUUUAUGUCUGUGACACCAUUUGUGCUGGAACAAAUAUUGUUUUGGCACUUAGCUUCAAGUGACACAUGCAGAAGUACUUUAAAGUCGCUGGUUUUUCGAGGUGUGGCAGACGAGGAACGUGUGACUUGCUCUUUUCAAUAAAAGCCUUUUCGUUCAUGGUGACUCACACCGCUGGCUUUCCCCAUGUGAUUUCUUCACUUAUAUCCAGACAGAUUUGUUACGCUCACUUUGUAUUGCUACAUGAAGAAAAUACAAUGAGCAAAUAGGGUUUUUUGUUUUUCCUUUUUUUUUUUUUUUUUUUUUUAUGGGGCACUUUUCCACUUCAGGCUCAGGCCACUUCUCUAGCUUUGCUACGUCUGUAUGUAAAAGCCAAAAAAACCCCCUGUGUUUUCCGUUGCAGAGGUGAUGUGUGGAUUUGUGAUAAAGCUGGGGCUGGUGGUGAGAGCCUGGGCUCUGCGUUGCUUUAUUACAGAGCUGCUAAUGCCUUAGGGAAAGGGUGCGUAUGUGCGUGGUGCCCCGUUUUCCCCAUGGGCAAACGGGGAAGGCUGCGUACCUGUGUGCCUCGCCGAGGCACGGUCACGCCGCGUCCGGGUCUGUGAAGUGCUCCGGGGUCCUUCGAGGGAAGGCUGCUGGGACAGGGCAUAGCAAAUGUCCUGUUUAGUUGGUGGUGCGUCCUCAGCCUUGAGACUGGUGGGAAACAUGGAUCCUGAUUUUUGCUUUAGCAGAUCAGAAUAAUCCUCACCAAUGCGGCAUGGGCGGCGCAUACUGCACAGAUGUAAAACCUCUCCCGGCAGGACAGGUUGGCUCAGCGUUAACGGACUGGUUGGAGGUGGGUGCAGCGUCCCGCAGCCGGGAGCCGGCGGAGA